AUGAGCGGCCGCGAGGGCCAAACCGAAUCUGACGCGAAGGGGGUGCGUGAGAACUCCCCUCAUCCCUCGUCUUGCACCUCCUCAUGUGACGAUGAUCAAAAAACUUAUUUCAUCAGCCAGUCACUCUUUGAAUCCCUGCAGAACAAAGGAUUUAGUGAUAAUGCCAUCAAGAAGUCCAUAGUGGCGGGGUGCGUGGAUGAAGGCACCUGUACGCAGUGGAUCACGAUGCACGAGGGUCACCCGGAUCUCGACACCCCGCUGGAGAAUGGUGUGGAAGUGACUGUCAGGGUAAAGCGCGUUCUUACUGAGGUGGAGCGUGAGGCGAAAGUGCGGGAGCUGCGAGAAAAGGCCAAGGCGAAGGUUGAGGAAGAGAAACACCUCGCCGCGGAGGAGGAACGGAAGCGGAUCGAGAUGGGUAGGAAGGCGCUUGAGACGAAGGAGAUGCUUGACAAACUUCGGAUGGAGUCUGAACUCGCGGAGGUGCGUCGGCAAAAGGAGGCGGACGCGCUUGCGCGGCGCCGAGUCAAAGUACAGAUCCUCGCCGAUAAGUAUGUGCGGCAGGGUAUGUCCUCGGAAGAGGCACUCCGCUUUGCCGAGUCGGAGUUUGAGGAAGCCGCGCGUAAAAAACGUGAAGAGGCGACAGCGCUUAUGAGCAAAAUGACCGAAGAGAACGUAACAGGGACUACAGCAAGCACUGGUGCAUGGGAUCUGCACGGAAUAGCAGCCCGCGCCGUUCCACUCAGUGAUUUGUUCGACAAACCUGCCGAACCGCCCUCGUCGCUUCCCAGCCUUGUCGACGCGAUACUUCAACAUGAGGACACUGAAGCUGCGCGCCAGUGUUUCACAGUGCUGCGGACUGUCUUGACAAAUAUCCUUAACAAUCCAUUUGACACGACGAAGCGCUCGCUCAAGACGUCAUCAAGUGCCUUCUGUAUGAAGGUUGCCCCUGUUCUACCUGCCCUUCACCUUUUGCAUACAUGUGGGUUCCAACUCGCCACCGACGCGAACGGGAAUGAGUCAUUGACGGCCACUACUGUGGUGAUUCGUGUGCUUGCUCGAGCGCUUGCUUUGCUGCCGAAGGAAGCGUAG
Molecule: messenger RNA, 1089 nt
Organism: Trypanosoma grayi
Lineage: Eukaryota; Euglenozoa; Kinetoplastea; Trypanosomatida; Trypanosomatidae
Product: putative ubiquitin regulatory protein (ISS)
Exons: 1
Coding region: 1-1089 (362 amino acids)
Source: RefSeq, a predicted model, not a curated record